This is a messenger RNA of Gloeophyllum trabeum ATCC 11539, 540 nucleotides long. RefSeq lists its product as uncharacterized. NCBI's taxonomy places the organism in Eukaryota, Fungi, Basidiomycota, Agaricomycetes, Gloeophyllales, Gloeophyllaceae. The transcript has 6 exons. The record is from RefSeq and is a predicted model, not a curated record. Bases 1 to 540 code for a protein of 179 amino acids.
AUGAGGUUCUUCACUUUCGUUCCCAUCGCCCUCGCUGGCCUCUCGGCCUUGUCUGGCGUUUUUGCUCAGAACCCUCAAGCAGUCAUCACUAACGUCAAAGCGGUUACGAAAAUAUCCGCUGACCUCCGCGUCGUUGUGGCCCGCACCACUGUCACCAACGUCUUUAGUCAAGCUCCGACGAUCGUCACCACCUUGCAGAAAAUCGUGUCCACUGUGACGUCGGCAGUAUCUAGUAUCUCCGUGUCCGACCCCAAACCUUUCACUGAAGAGGUCUCAACUGAGGUAGUCGAGGUCCUGACUGAGUUCGUAAAGGUACACCAGGCGCUCCUCCAAACGAUCAUUGGCAAACACGGUCUUCUGGCUCGGUUCGCCUUCGCUACACCUGUUCGCCUUGCCUUGGUGGCUAUCGAGAAAGUCGUGGAUAGCUUCGCCUUCGCGAUAAUCAACUUGAUUCCUACUGGCAGCAAGAAGUCGGAGGCCCAACGGCAAAUUGCUUCCCUGGAUGUGACACUCAAGGCUUCCAUCAAGACCUACUCCUAG